ACCUGUAGACUGUCCGUUCUUGUGCAUUUCAGAUAUGAUAUCGCCCUUCUGCGCCUGUCCUCCAGCGCCUCUCUGAACUCUUAUGUACAGCUGGCCGCCCUGCCACCUUCUGGACAGGUUCUGCCCCACAACAACCCUUGUUACAUCACUGGCUGGGGACGCACACAGACUGGUGGGUCACUCUCGGCUCAGCUGAAACAGGCCUAUCUGCCUGUGGUGGACUACAGUACCUGCUCUCGUAGCGACUGGUGGGGAAGCACCGUGAAGAACACCAUGGUUUGCGGUGGCGGCGGAAACGACUCUGGAUGCCAGGGUGACUCUGGUGGCCCUCUGAACUGUCAGGUCAGUGGUCAGUAUGUCGUCCAUGGUGUAACCAGCUUUGUGUCUUCAUCGGGUUGUAACGCCUACAAGAAGCCAACAGUCUUCACCCGUGUGUCUGCCUACUCCAGCUGGAUUAGUGGCAUCAUUGGAUAAGCAGGAAAACCUGAGAGGCUAAAGAGAUAAACAUCCUCAAUUUAG
Messenger RNA from Puntigrus tetrazona (Sumatra barb), 519 nucleotides. Its product is annotated as elastase-1-like. The transcript has 4 exons. Gene Ontology annotation, molecular function: serine-type endopeptidase activity. The annotation marks the transcript as partial. Lineage: Eukaryota; Metazoa; Chordata; Actinopteri; Cypriniformes; Cyprinidae. Gene Ontology annotation, biological process: proteolysis. The record is from RefSeq and is a predicted model, not a curated record.